AUGCCCACACGUGCUCACGUUUACCGACCCGCCCUCCCCCAACCCAGGCCACUGACCGUCUCCCCGUCGAACACGUUUGUGUGUGUGUGUGCGGAGCCAGGCACGUUCAAACACGCCGUACUAGCUGGUCAGAUAGAUGCCCUCUGCCACGCCACUCUGUCAAGGGCCUCACAUCUUGGGAGGGCGUAUUGGACAGUAGAUGUCGAUGCAGCGUUGGAGAUCCACCUAGCUCCCGGGACUAAUCCAGAUUGUCUCAAACGGCGCAGCUUGCGAAACACGAACCUUCCGACUCUUCAGCAGGCCUACCAGGAAUCAGAAAAGGAGAUUCAUACCGGCGACAAACCGACUUGUCGAUUAAACCUCCUGAGGCUCUCAUAA
Molecule: messenger RNA, 378 nt
Organism: Mesocestoides corti
Lineage: Eukaryota; Metazoa; Platyhelminthes; Cestoda; Cyclophyllidea; Mesocestoididae
Source: the annotation of a GenBank genome assembly